This is a messenger RNA of Drosophila biarmipes, 585 nucleotides long. RefSeq lists its product as uncharacterized. NCBI's taxonomy places the organism in Eukaryota, Metazoa, Arthropoda, Insecta, Diptera, Drosophilidae. The record is from RefSeq and is a predicted model, not a curated record. Bases 183 to 536 code for a protein of 117 amino acids. The transcript has 2 exons.
UUGGUCACUUUGAUAUUUACAAUUUGUUUUUAUUUGUACAUUUGUAAACAAUUGCAAGAAGUAAGCCUUUUUAUAGUCAAUAUUAAAACUUUAAGGAAAGCAAAACAUAAAUCUAAAUCACUAUUAAACCUCCAACACUUUAGAAGUCCUAAAAAUUAAUCAGUUUUUUUAGGAUAAACAAAAUGUUCAAAAGAUCCAAGCCCAAAAUUGAGCCCCCACCAAAGGCUCCAAGUGUGGAAGAGAUGCUGGAGGACAUGGAAACCUUUGAGGUCAAUCAGCCGCCCAUAGGUGCAUCAUCUUCCGAUUUGGAGCACGUCCUUCUCACAGAACCGGAGAAUCUAACUCUGCCAGCUUGGUGGCAGAUAUUCGACGAAUACGAUCAGAAGGUCAAGAAACUCUCGGCCACCGAGGGACAUCUGGAGGAACAAAGAAAUCAACUUAAAGAAUGCUAUGCCAAGCUGGAGAGGAAUGCCGACAAAUUGAGGGAGGGCAUCCAAAAGCAACAGGCCCUAGCCAAGGAAGCUCUUAAAAGUUAAAUAGUGUUUUAAUUAAAGAAUAAAUAUUCCACUUUUGUAUAUUUUGUAA